Messenger RNA from Ziziphus jujuba (common jujube), 654 nucleotides. Its product is annotated as acetyl-coenzyme A carboxylase carboxyl transferase subunit beta, chloroplastic-like. Lineage: Eukaryota; Viridiplantae; Streptophyta; Magnoliopsida; Rosales; Rhamnaceae. The coding region runs from base 1 to 654 and encodes 217 amino acids. The transcript has a single exon. Gene Ontology annotation, molecular function: acetyl-CoA carboxylase activity. The record is from RefSeq and is a predicted model, not a curated record. Gene Ontology annotation, biological process: fatty acid biosynthetic process. Gene Ontology annotation, cellular component: acetyl-CoA carboxylase complex.
AUGACUAGUUCUGAUAGAAUCAAAAGUUCGGUUGAUCUAGGUACUUGGGAGCCUCUGGAUGAAGACAUGGUCUCUAUGGAUCCCAUGAAAUUUCAUUUGCAGGAGGAACCUUAUAAAGAUCGUAUUGAUUUUAAUCAAAGAACAACAAGAUUAACUGAUGCCGUUCAAACAGGCAUAGGUCGAUUAAAUUGUAUUCCUGUAGCAAUCGGGGUUAUGGAUUUUCAGUUUAUAGGGGGUAGUAUGGGAUCGGUAGUGGGCGAGAAAAUCACACAUUUGAUUGAACAUGCUACCAAUAAAUUUUUGCCUCUUAUUCUAGUGUGUGCUUCUGGAGGAGCACGUAUGCAAGAAGGAAGUUUGAGCUUAAUGCAAAUGGCUAAAAUAUCUUUUGCUUUAUAUUAUUAUCAAUCAAAUAAUAAGUUAUUCUGUGUAUCAAUCCUUUCAUCUCCUACUACGGGUGGGGUGACAGCUAGUUUUGGUAUGUUUGGAGAUAUCAUUAUUGCUGAAUCAAAUGCCUAUGUUACAUUUACGGGUAAAAGAGUAAUUGAACAAACAUUGAAUAAGACAAUACCCAGGGUGCACAAGCGGCUGAAUAUUUAUUCCAUAAGGGCUUAUUUGAUCCAAUCGUAUCACAUAAUCCUUUAUAAGGCGUUCUAA